Molecule: messenger RNA, 2610 nt
Organism: Punica granatum (pomegranate)
Lineage: Eukaryota; Viridiplantae; Streptophyta; Magnoliopsida; Myrtales; Lythraceae
Source: RefSeq, a predicted model, not a curated record
UCGACCUUUACUCACUGCCUUCCCCCUAACUCAGCCCGGCCUUCCCCGGCGUCUUUCCCUCACAGAGCGGCUCCUCACCGCCUCUGUCCGCCUCGUCCACAGCCUCUCCGCCGUCCGCCCUGCCCCUCUUCAACAAUUUCUUGGGCUUGCUGAUAAGCUGUUCGAGAUGAGGCUGCUGAAGGUGGCAACAUGCAAUCUGAACCAAUGGGCUAUGGAUUUUGACUGUAAUAUGAAGAAUAUAAAGGAGUCCAUUUCGAAGGCUAAGGAAGCUGGGGCUGUGAUUCGGCUUGGGCCGGAGCUCGAGGUCACUGGCUAUGGCUGCGAGGACCACUUCCUGGAACUUGACACUCUCACUCACGCAUGGGAAUGUCUCAAAGAUAUUCUGCUUGGUGACUGGACGGAUGGAAUACUAUGCAGCAUCGGCAUGCCUGUUAUAAAAGGGUCGGAACGUUAUAAUUGUCAAGUGCUCUGCAUGAAUAGGAAAAUUCUCAUGAUUCGCCCAAAGAUGUGGCUUGCAAACGAUGGAAAUUAUCGAGAACUCAGAUGGUUCACGCCAUGGAAGGGGAAGUACCAGCUCGAGGAAUUUCAGCUCCCUUCUGAAAUUUCCGAGGCUUUGUCACAAAAAUCAGCACCUUUUGGAUAUGGGUACAUCCAGUUUUUGGACACAGCUGUUGCUGCUGAAGUUUGUGAAGAACUUUUUACACCUAUGCCUCCUCAUGCUGAACUUGCUUUAAAUGGGGUUGAAGUGUUUAUGAAUGCAAGUGGAAGUCACCAUCAGCUAAGGAAGCUCAAUCUUCGUCUUCACUCUUUUAUUGGUGCAACUCACAUUCGGGGAGGAGUUUACAUGUACAGUAAUCACCAAGGAUGUGAUGGAGCACGGCUUUAUUAUGAUGGCUGUGCUUGUGUUGUAAUAAAUAGUGACGUGGUCGCUCAAGGCUCACAAUUUUCAUUGAAGGAUGUUGAAGUUGUCAUGGCUCAAGUUGAUUUAGAUGCGGUUGCAAGUUUAAGAGGUUCUGUAAGUAGUUUUCAGGAGCAAGCCAGCAGCAAAACUAAAGUACCAUCAAUAGCAGCACCGUACAGUCUGUGUCAACCCUUCAACCUUCAAAUAUCCCUUUCAAGUCCACUUAAGAUCCAAUAUCACUCUCCUGAGGAGGAAAUAGCCUUUGGACCAGGUUGCUGGCUCUGGGACUAUUUAAGGAGAAGCGGAGCUUCUGGGUUUCUGCUCCCACUUUCUGGUGGAGCAGAUAGCUCCUCUGUGGCUGCUAUAGUUGGGUGCAUGUGUCAACUUGUCGUAAAAGAAAUUGUGAAUGGAGAUGAACAAGUCAAGGCUGAUGCGAUACGAAUUGGGCAGUACACUGACGGACAAUAUCCCACUGACAGCAAAGAAUUUGCCAAACGGAUAUUUUACACUGUUUACAUGGGUUCUGAAAACAGUUCUGAAGCAACGAGAUCUCGAGCAAAGUUGCUCGCCGAUGAGAUCGGGGCGUGGCAUCUUGAUGUUAGCAUUGAUGGUGUUGUUUCUGCCCUCCUCACUUUAUUCGAAAAGCUCACUGGAAAGAGACCACGCUACCAGGUAGAUGGGGGAUCUAACAUUGAGAACCUAGGACUGCAGAACAUUCAAGCUCGGAUCAGAAUGGUGCUGGCAUUUAUGUUGGCUUCGCUCUUGCCUUGGGUUCACAGCAAACCAGGAUUCUAUCUCGUUUUGGGCAGCUCCAAUGUGGAUGAAGGAUUGCGUGGUUAUUUGACAAAGUACGAUUGCAGUUCAGCUGAUAUUAACCCGAUUGGGAGUAUAAGCAAGCAGGAUCUGCGAGCUUUCCUUCGAUGGGCUGCUGUCCAUCUUGGGUACCCAUCUCUUGCAGAAGUCGAAGCUGCUCCACCAACUGCCGAACUAGAGCCGAUACGCUCUAACUACAGUCAGCUCGAUGAAGUGGACAUGGGAAUGACGUAUGAGGAACUCUCAGUCUAUGGAAGACUUAGGAAAAUCUUCCGUUGUGGUCCAGUAUCAAUGUUCAAGAACCUCUGUUACAGAUGGGGCGCAAGACUAACUCCAUCGGAGGUGGCCGAGAAAGUGAAGCACUUCUUCAAGUACUAUUCCAUCAAUCGCCAUAAGAUGACAGUCUUAACACCUUCCUAUCACGCCGAGAGUUACUCGCCCGAGGACAAUAGGUUCGACCUCCGGCAGUUCCUCUACAACGCGAGAUGGCCAUACCAGUUCCGCAAGAUCGACGAGCUUGUAAAGAAUUUGGACGGUGAUAAGAUUGCCUUUGAAGAAUCGGAUGAUGUGGGGAAAGUUGCUGCAACAUCCGAUGUAGGGGGAGGGAUGGGAGUUGUGGCCGCAGGAUCAGGGGACCCGAAAGCUGGUAUUUAACUUGAGGGUACAUCAGUGCGAUUUUUCGCGUUCUGGAAAAUAAACUGUGCAGUCUUUAUCUGUUUCCGGUGACCCCCCCCCCCAACAACGGGUCUGAUAGCGUCUCUGUGCAAUUGAUUGAUUUGAUAUGAAUAAGCUCACGGUCAAAGUCUUACAUAGAACUAAAAAAUCCACUUAGUGUAUCUAUUUCUGGAAAUUAAUGAAGUUAAGACCGACAUCGCAAUGAUUAUUGUUGAUCCAAA